This is a messenger RNA of Corythoichthys intestinalis (scribbled pipefish), 1640 nucleotides long. RefSeq names its product cyclin B1 (gene ccnb1). The record is from RefSeq and is a predicted model, not a curated record. The coding region runs from base 138 to 1313 and encodes 391 amino acids. The transcript is spliced from 9 exons. Gene Ontology annotation, cellular component: cytoplasm; cyclin B1-CDK1 complex; nucleus. Gene Ontology annotation, molecular function: cyclin-dependent protein serine/threonine kinase regulator activity. NCBI's taxonomy places the organism in Eukaryota, Metazoa, Chordata, Actinopteri, Syngnathiformes, Syngnathidae. Gene Ontology annotation, biological process: mitotic cell cycle phase transition; regulation of cyclin-dependent protein serine/threonine kinase activity; mitotic metaphase chromosome alignment.
CCAAUCGGGUUGCAGUGCGCGAGGAUUUAAACCAAGACAAGCACUUCUCAGUGGUCUGGGCAUUAGCAAGAUACAUUGCAAGUAAACGGGACACCGUCAGAAAACGCUCUUCAACAAAACAACGAGCUUCGGAAAAAAUGGCUUUUCGUGUUACAAGGAAUCGCAUAGCCUCCACCAGGACUGGCCCUGCUGGGAAGACUUCCUCCGUGAGUGGGCCCACACUCAAGCCGCGAGUCGCCCUCCAUGAAAUCGGUAAUGUUCCAGCUGACAACGAACCUCAAAAGAAGGCAGUCAAGGCCCAGGUUAAGAAGACCAAGGCUCCCAUUGUGACUGAAAAAGCAGAGGCUAAACCCAAAAAUGUUCCCGAGGUUGAGGUGGCGCCUGGGCCCGUGUCCCCAACACCAAUGGAGACUUCAGGGUGUGAGCCCGCUGAAUUGUGCCAGGCAUUUUCUGAUGUCAUUCUGGAAACUGUGCGGGAUGUGGAUGCAGAUGACCAUGACAAUCCUAUGCUCUGCAGUGAAUUUGUAAAAGAUAUUUACAAGUACAUGUGUCAGCUAGAGGCUGAACAGAGUGUUCGAGCCAAUUAUCUAAAAGAUCAAGAAGUGACUGGUAAUAUGCGUGCCAUACUUAUUGACUGGCUAGUCCAAGUGAGCCUGAAGUUCCGCCUGCUUCAAGAGACCAUGUACAUGACUGUGGGAUUAAUUGAUCGCUUUCUUCAGGUCAACCCAGUGUCCAAAAAGGAGCUGCAACUUGUCGGAGUGGCUUCAAUGUUCCUUGCUUCAAAGUAUGAGGAGAUGUAUCCACCAGAGAUUUCAGACUUUGCCUUUGUGACAGAUAAGGCUUACAGCACUGCACAAAUCAGAGAAAUGGAAAUGACAAUCCUGCGUGUGCUGAAAUUUCAACUUGGCAGACCUCUUCCAUUGCAGUUCCUCAGAAGGGCGUCAAAGAUUCAUGAAGUAACUGCAGAGCAACACACCCUGGCUAAAUACUUGCUCGAGCUGACCAUGGUUGACUAUGAAAUGGUUCAUUAUCCGCCUUCAAUGGUAGCAAGUGCUGCUUUGGCUCUUACACUCAAGAUCUUGGAUGCUGGUGAAUGGGAUGCAACGCUGCAGCACUACAUGAGCUACACCUUGGAUAGUUUGCUUCCAGUCAUGGCACACAUUGCCAAAAAUGUUGUGAAGGUGAAUACAGGAAAAACGAAGCAUAUGGCUGUGAAAGGAAAGUACUCCAGUUCAAGACAGAUGAGAAUUGCAACAAUCUCACAGCUUAACUCGUCUAUUGUGAAAGAUUUUGCCAAGCAAGUCACACAAUGAUUCAAUUUGUUAAUUUUGUACAGGUUUGACAAUGUGUUCAAUUGUUUGUUGUAUAAGCGUUUUAUCACUUUUAAGCUGCUUUUAAAAAGCACAAGUCGGUUUAAAGGUUGCGUUUUGUUACCCCCUACAUCGGCUCAUUUCAUCUUUGAAAUGCUUGCACUCAACCCCAGAUUGUUUGCAAUGUGCUACCGAUAGACUUGUGGCUUUAUUUACAAAUAUUCGGUCACAUUUAUGCUGUUGAUAUUCUGCUGUUCUGUAAAUGUACAACGAAGCAUCAGUGGUUUUUUCAUUCUUGAAUGAGUUUUAUAUUAAAUGUUUUGACCAGAA